AUGUCCGCUUUUGAGCAUUUAGAGGGUAUGAUUAAUAGAGAAAACCUUACAAUUUCCCCAGAGCUGUAUAUACCCGAGAAAGUAUCUCCUAUUAUGACUGUAGAUCAGUUUGCUCAUUGGCUGUCAGGUGUUUUAAAGAAAAAUAGUUCCUCCUGGCUUCAUUACAAUUUGGCUUCACUGUACUGGAGGGCGAGAGGUAAUGGACCCAAGGCAAUGGAAUGCAGUCGGCGUGCUGUACAUUAUGCACCAAGAGAGUACAAAGAUAUUGCUCUCUUCACCAUGGGGACUAUAUUACAUCUCAGCAAAAUGACAGAGGAUGCAGUGGUCAUUUUGAAUGCAGCAGUUGAUCACAAUCCUAAUUUUCACUUGAGCCAAUUCCAACUUGGAAAUGCAUAUGCUGUGCUGUGCGACUUCAAUAGUUCAGACAGGCAUUUCGGUCAAUGCUUGAAGUUGGAUCCUAAUUUUAAAAUUGCUGUCAAACAUAAACAUGGUGUGCGAUGUCUUUCUAAUAUAUGGAAAAAGUUGGCGAUUGUGCGCAAUGCCUCGAAAAAACUACGAGAUGAGCUUACAAUAUACAGUCAAAAAGAAGCGCAACUUCUCAAUUCACAGAGCUCAUAUUUGAAUUCAGCGAAACACAAAGUGGAACACGAUACAAGGAACGCGGCGAAGAACAGCGAGAAGAUGUCGGAGCUGACCGGCCUGGAUAUAAAGAGGCUGAAUCUGAAAGGCGACAAGUACUCCCUGAUCAAGCACUUCCUUCAAAGCUCGAUUUACACCCAACUUUGGUCGGAUAAAGCCAACCUGGAGGCGGUCGACACCGCCAACAGUUUCCAGAGGCUGGUGUUGCACAUAGAGAAACAAUCUACCAGGGCCCCGGGAAGCGCGCAGUCGGAAUUGCUGAAAGAGACAACAUUCAAGGACCAACUCCCGAUCUUAGCGAUAAAUAAACCGCGCAAUGAAGUGAAACUUGAUGAGAAACAAAAUGGCGUAAAGUCAACCAGCGAAGUUGAGGACGAAAUGAAAGAAUUUGAAACCGGUACACCCUUGUAUCCAUCAACAAUGAAAAUCAAUCGCAACACUGAAGAAUUCGAUAAGGACCCCGAUUGGCCCUCCGACGCAUUCUGCAAAGCGGCUGCCACUAAUUUCCCGGGGAAUGUCCAGGCCAUAUACCCAGUGUUUAUAUGUUUCGAAAAUAAAGGUAUACGGCUCGGCACGCUGCUGACCGACAAGUUGGGCGUGCCGGCCUCCGAGGAGUACGAGCUGCCCUGGCACCCGCCCACCUGCCCCCAGGACAAGGCCGCCGCCAAGCUCCUGCUGAAGAAGCCACAGAAGAGCCCAUUGGCGGUAGUUGUGACAACGGAUUACAUGAAAAGGAAGCUAUUGGAGUACGUGGCGGAUGGAAAUGUGGAUCUCGUGGCUCAUAUGCAGGUCGAGGAAAUAGGUCAACGGAUUUAUGCCGCUACCAAAAAGAGGCUGGCGCCCGAGUGGCUUUUGUACACGCUGGCCUCGCUGUACUGGCGCGUGCGCGGCAACUACGUGAGCACGGUGCACUGCCUGUUCGCCGCCAAGAAGACUGUGCCGCCCCGGAACCGCGACCUGGUGCUCACCUCGCUCGCCUCCGUCUGCCUCGAGACGGGCCACGUCGACGAGGCGCUCUCCGCCGCCGAAGAGGCCUUCAGGGUCGCCUUGUACGAGCCGGCGACCAACUUCGUCCUGGCCGAGUUGAACAUGCUGCAGAAGAAUCGCAAAACGCAAUUGUUCCACUUGAAGCAAGUUCUGCGCGUCGACGGGGAAUUCCUCGACGGGCUCGCGAGGGACCUCUUCCACGGCUGGGCCUGCAUACUGAAGCAGGUCAACUCGCUGACGGAAAUGGAUUACGGCGAUGGAGAAUUUUGCACGCAAGUCGAGGCGGACCUAAAAAUGGUGUGCGAAAAGGACGGCAGUAACUGCCACAUGAUCGACGACAAUUGUCACGGCAACAAGAGAAAAGCGGACACCAGUGCCAUACUGCGCCUGAUGGAGCUCAAGGACCCGAUCAUGCAUAAAACCUUCAAUUAUGAUAUGAACCAGCACGUGUUCGAGGCCUUCGUGAGGAACAUGCCGGCCGACCCCAGCAACUUCCUCGGCCACAAGCUCAACUUCAACAGCCUGAUGAUAACCGUCCACGAGGAGCUGAAAGGCUGUGGCUCCAAGGGCUGUCGCAACCUCCAAGCGGAGGACCUGGCUAUGAAGGAGGAAGAUUGCGCUUACCAUCAUCUGCAGCUCGGCUACUGGUUGCACAUCGUAUGCUUCAAGCAAACGUUUGCUGACCCUAACUUGAAGAUAAACGCGGAAAUCGCCGCGAUGACGCCCUCCAACAAGAAAGUUCCAGAAUGCCGCCUUUUCGGGGACUCCUCUAAGGAUUUCUUUCUGGAGCGAGUCGUCCGCGUGGACUCGUCGGAUUGGACGCCGAUACUAAGCUUGAUGCACCAAUUCGCCGAGAUGUUCAACUUCUUCGAUUAUCUCACCCUGGGCGCGAAAAUAGCGAAAUACGUGGAAACUAAGCCGCGCUCGUGGAUGGGCGCGCUGGGCGCGGGCUGGUGGUGCGGCGCGGGCGGGAGGGGCGCGUGCGCGGUGCGCUGCCUCUCCGCCGCGCUCUCGCUCGCGCCGCCGCAGCACGCGGCGCUCGUGCUGCGCAGCCUCGUCGCCCUCCUGCUCACGUACGCAACAUUCGCGCACACUUACCUGCCGAACGCAUACACGCAAUCUAAAAAACAAGACGCUAAAGAAAUAGCAUACCUCUCUUUCUAUUUGUCGCCAAAGAGCAAGAUUGAAGCGUUCCUCGUAGCUAUUUCUCACACAUGCCUAGCCGAAUACGAACAAGCCAUAUGGAUGUACCGCUACGCUCUGACAUUUGAUGAAAAGUAUCUCCCUGCGAAAGCUUGUCUCCACGCCACCGUGUGUAUCAUGUUCUACGGAGAGAAUAAAAUACCGGCUUUGGAAGAA
Iphiclides podalirius (scarce swallowtail) is the source of this 2985-nucleotide messenger RNA. Lineage: Eukaryota; Metazoa; Arthropoda; Insecta; Lepidoptera; Papilionidae. The record is from the annotation of a GenBank genome assembly.